AUGAAGAUCAUAUGUAGCUUGAAGAUCGACGACGAUAUGACAAGCCAUUUGAUAACGGUGCACAUUAUGCGGACACAAGGUGCCUCACAUAAGAUUGAUGCAAACUUGUUGAGAGAUGUUUCAAAUAAAGGGUUUGGGUUAGCACAAAAUCCAGAAUGCUGCGGUUAUGCCGGGUUCAACUUAAGUGGAAGUGAAAGACUCUAG
Arabidopsis thaliana (thale cress) is the source of this 204-nucleotide messenger RNA. RefSeq lists its product as uncharacterized. The transcript has a single exon. NCBI's taxonomy places the organism in Eukaryota, Viridiplantae, Streptophyta, Magnoliopsida, Brassicales, Brassicaceae. Bases 1 to 204 code for a protein of 67 amino acids. The record is from RefSeq and is marked reviewed.